Metarhizium robertsii ARSEF 23 is the source of this 606-nucleotide messenger RNA. RefSeq lists its product as uncharacterized. NCBI's taxonomy places the organism in Eukaryota, Fungi, Ascomycota, Sordariomycetes, Hypocreales, Clavicipitaceae. The record is from RefSeq and is a predicted model, not a curated record. The transcript has a single exon. Bases 1 to 606 code for a protein of 201 amino acids.
AUGAGUCUCUUGACGUCACCUGUUCUAAUCCAGCUUUAUAAAGAAAUUCAUGCACAUGACAUCGAGUACAAGUCCGACGCCUUUUGGACAGCCUAUCUGGCCUUGCAGUUCCCGCAGGAACGUGGCUACACAGUAUCCCCUCAGUGGGCUCCAACUGACGACAGCCGGGACAGAUGUGAUGCUGCCGUACGAGCGCUUCGUGGGCCUGAAGGGAAUCAAUUCUUCGCAACGUUGUUAUUCCUUGAAACAAAGCGUCCGGGAAAAGGCCCCAAGGGGGCAGAGGAGCAGCUGAUGUCAGCCGGAACGCAGUACCUUAACAAAGAGACCCAAGAGAGCUUCGUUUACGGUAUGACGGCUUGGGGUAGUAAAGCACGUUGUUGGAUGUUUCGAAGGGAGGGCGGCCGCUACCAACUGCUACCAUUGUUUGGAUCAGGUGAGCUUGGGAAAAAGAGAGAAUACGUGGACGCUCACAGCGAGGCCGCCUAUUUCAUAACUGCGUCUAUGUCUUACAUCAGAGGAGAGAGCGUCGACUGGCCUGGAUCUGUGUUUGAAAGCGUUGAUCAAGAAGGCUCGGAAACUGCAGUGGGAGCAUCGGGGGCUAGUUAG